AUGGCUGAUGUGAACUACUGUUGUAACCACAAGCUCAUAGGAUCCACUGAACAGGCUGGCCCAAUAACCAAAGUGACAGUAUGCAAGGACAAAGAUGGCAAACCCAAGACUUUUGGAUUUGUGUGCUUUAAACAUACGGAGUCAGUGCCUUAUGCCAUAGCUUUGCUGAACGGGAUCCGUUUAUAUGGAAGGCCAAUUAAAGUGCAGUACCGCACUGGGAGUUCCCACUGUCCAGAGUUAAGCAAUCAUUGCCAGAAUGUGGAAAGCAAUGCUGAUAUACAGGCACCAACAUACAGGAGUCCAGAACUUUAUGGUACUCCUCAGUUACUGGUUAGUCCUUUUCAGAUUAACAAUAGUCCACCUCAGGGAUAUUCUGCUUUUCAAAACAUGAGGACUUAUUUCUUAGCGCAGCAAUGUAUACCAUAUAAUCCAAUGGAACAAGUGUUUCCUUACUACCAGAUGACACCACCUCCUCCACAGUUUUCAAGUUUUCCCGUUUCACCUUACUCAAAUUCUGGCCAAACCUCUUUUGAACAUGUGUACCCUGAACCAAAGAAUCACAUGCUGCAUCUAAUGAAUGAAGACAAAAUGCAGAGACAGCAUGAAACUAGUGAGUGA
This is a messenger RNA of Euleptes europaea (tarantolino), 618 nucleotides long. It is a transcript of the gene RBM11, whose product is annotated as RNA binding motif protein 11. The transcript has 5 exons. Gene Ontology annotation, cellular component: nucleus. The record is from RefSeq and is a predicted model, not a curated record. Gene Ontology annotation, biological process: regulation of alternative mRNA splicing, via spliceosome. NCBI's taxonomy places the organism in Eukaryota, Metazoa, Chordata, Lepidosauria, Squamata, Sphaerodactylidae. The coding region runs from base 1 to 618 and encodes 205 amino acids. Gene Ontology annotation, molecular function: single-stranded RNA binding.